Etheostoma cragini (Arkansas darter) is the source of this 4662-nucleotide messenger RNA. RefSeq names its product zinc finger protein 280D (gene znf280d). NCBI's taxonomy places the organism in Eukaryota, Metazoa, Chordata, Actinopteri, Perciformes, Percidae. The transcript is spliced from 21 exons. The coding region runs from base 68 to 3319 and encodes 1083 amino acids. Gene Ontology annotation, biological process: regulation of DNA-templated transcription. Gene Ontology annotation, molecular function: RNA polymerase II cis-regulatory region sequence-specific DNA binding; DNA-binding transcription factor activity, RNA polymerase II-specific. The record is from RefSeq and is a predicted model, not a curated record.
UCUUCGACGUCUAUCAACCUCUGAAAAAGGUAAACGGAAACAUGAACAAUGCAGUGAAACCACACCUAUGGCAUCAGAGGUGGACUGUCUCCAGGACAGUUUUGAGGAGAUAGAGGUCACCAUUGAAAACGACGAAUGCAACCGUGUGAAGAACGGACUAUCUGACUUGACUAGUGACAUGGAAAACGUUGAAGAAAUAACUGAGCUGAGUGCUCCAAGAGCUGCUGAUAGCUGUGAUGAAGAUGUCUACGUACCAAUAAUUCCUCAGAGGUCCACGAUGUCUGAACUUUUUAUGGAGUGUGUUGAGGAGGAGCUGGAGCCGUGGCAAAAACAAGUUCCUGAAGUUAACUUGAUUGAUGAUGAUGAUGAUGAUGACGAUGAACCCAUCUUCGUUGGAGUACUCUCUAAUAACCAGAAGGAUGGCAAGCCAACCCCUCCAACUCCUCAGAGAGACGAUGCAGGGAAACAAGAGAUAAAACCUCCUGCUCCUCAGCCUGCCAUUGGCUCCUCGCCAAUGAUGCUGCCAUUGAGUGUGGCUGGAAAUGCAGUAAAUACUGCAGCACCCAAUCUGAACACAGUGACCCCCCAACCUGUUAUUAUCAAUAACCAGGGCUUCAUUGUCACGUCUCCACAACUGGCAAACAACCGUGAGUUCAUUGCCUCUCUUGGGAGCCAGUACCCUCCUGGGACUUCCUUUACAAUUGUACCAGCUAGUCAGCAGCAGCUUUUCCAGCAGGUCACUUCAGCCACAGUACUGCCCCGUGCGGUCCAUCGGCCUCAGGUGCAACAAAUUAGCAACAACGUUGUGACUUUGUCUAACGUGCAGAGUCCUGCUGUGUAUUCAGCACAAUCUCACCAGCUGCAACUCGUCCAGUCCAAAUCGCAAUCUCUUCAGACCUUUUCUGUGCCUGUGAAGGCCAAUAACAGAGAUCCUAGUUUUGUCAAACUAGGAUUACAGCCAAUAGAGAGCGCAGCAAAACGACCCAAGCUUGAUUUGGGGCCAGCAAAAGUAAUUGUCCCUGCGGAAAAUGGGAUUUCAAAGAAAAAGUGCCCAAAGUGUCAAGAAGAAUUCCUUACACAGGAUGCCCUGAAAUUUCAUAUGUUGAGCUGCUGUACAGUUGUGGAAAGUACAGCUCCAUCAGCCCUAAACGUUGUUUCAAACAAGCGCAUCAUGCUGGUCUCAGACUUCUACUACGGACAGUUUGAGGGAGAUUUGGACAAGAAGGACGGGCAGAAGCCAAAUACUACUUUCAAGUGCCAGAGCUGUUUAAAAGUUCUCAAGAACAAUAUCAGGUUCAUGAACCACAUGAAGCACCACCUGGAGCUUGAAAAACAGAACAGCGAGAGCUGGGAAAGCCACACAACUUGCCAGCAUUGCUACAGACAGUACAUGACUCCAUUCCAGCUGCAGUGCCACAUCGAGAGCGCUCACAGCCCGAUCGAAUCCUCAACCAAUUGUAAGAUUUGUGAGCUAGCGUUUGAGUCAGAGCAAGUUCUCCUGGAGCACAUGAAGGACAACCACAAGCCCGGGGAAAUGCCCUAUGUCUGCCAGGUCUGCAAUUUCAGGUCGUCUUUCUUCACGGAUGUGGAGACGCAUUUCCGAAGUGUCCACGAAAACACAAAAGACCUGCUCUGUCCCUUCUGUCUCAAAGUUCUUAGAAGUAGUCAUAUGUACAUGCAACACUACAUGAAACAUCAAAAAAAAGGGAUCCAUCGCUGUGGGAAAUGCAGACUGAAUUUUCUCACUUACAGGGAGAAAGUGGAUCACAAGACUCACGUCCACAAGACUUUCAGAAAACCUAAAGCCCUCGAAGGCCUUCCUCCAGGAACAAAGGUGACGAUUCGAGCCUCCCUUACAGGAAAGACCCCCACCUUGGUGAACUCCCCUGAUCAAUCUGGCUUUAUUGUCAGUCCAGAAACACAAAGUUUCAACCCGCAAACCAAACCUCCAGCCAGUGCAUCCAAGUUCAAGUCAAACAUCUCUGGAGCAGGAAAAGCCAAGGCUACUCCAAGUAAGAAGCAAGAUAACCGGAAUACUCCCAAGCACAAUCUGGCGCUCAGGAAUCUCAGAGUCAAUGGAGGGCGGUUCACUUGCAUUGAGUGCAACACACGAGUUGAUCACUUCUUUUCUCAUUUCCCAAUGCUUUCAAAUUGUGGUGCGUGCAAAUAUCGGACAAGUUGCAAAGUCUCCAUUGGAAAUCAUAUGAUAAGAUUCCAUAGUACCAUAACCAAAAACAGAUUUUUGAAAAUGGACCAUAAGAAAUAUCCUUCUGCACCAAGAUUUACCCUGGUCUGUCUAAACUGUGACCUCCUCGCAGGCGCAUCAGGCGGUGACCUGAUGACCAAACAUUUAACUGACAGACCAAAUCACGUAUGCAAAGUCAUUCAGGAGAAAGCAGAUAACAAAGCCAAAGAGCGAGUGCAUCUCAUCUUAGGGCAGCCAGCAAAAGUCUUGUACGUCUUGAAUUCAGCGCCUUCUCAAAGACCAAAGGAAAUGGACUUGAAACCAGUUGAAAGUGUUACUCUCGCCACUGUUGACCAACUACACUCACAGCCCAUGCUACUAGCAGGUGAUCAGGAAAAGGGUUCCACAGAAACAAGUUUUGUUGAAGGUUCUUCUGAAGGACAUUUAAAGCAGUCGUCCCUGCCCCCUUUAUCGUCUCGCUGUACAUCAGACAGAUUUAGAGAUUCAGAUCUCUGUGAAGAGUCAGUGGGUAACUCAGAGAGCCCAGAAUUCAUAGAGCCACUCCCUGAGCAUGAGACUAGGGAACAACAUGUCACAGAGCAGCUCCCUGAGCCCAAGACUAGAGAACAUGUCACAGAGCCGCUCCCUGAGCCCAAGACUAGAGAACAUGUCACAGAGCCGCUCCCUGAGCCCAAGACUAGAGAACUUGUCACAGAGCGGCUCCCAGAGCCCAAGACUAGAGAACAUGUCAUAGAGCAGCUCUCUGUGCCAGAGACUAGAGAACAUGUCAUAGAGCAUGAGAGUAGGAAACAUGUCAUAGAGCCGCUUCCUGAACCCGAGGCUUGUGAACAGGUCACAGAGCCGCUCCAUGAGCCUGAGACCAGUGAACAUGUCAAAGAGCCGCUCCCUGGGCCCAAGACUAGUGAACAUGUCAUAGAGCCGCUCCCUGGGCCCGAGACUAGUGAGCAUGUCUUAGAGUCGCUGCCUGGGCCCGAGACUAGUGAACAUGUCAAAGAGCCGCUCCCUGGGCCCGAGACUAGUGAACAUGUCAUAGAGCCGCUCCCUGGGCCCGAGACUAGUGAACAUGUCAUAGAGCCGCUCCCUGGGCCCGAGACUGGGAAACCACCAACUUAAUCAGAAAACCUUUACAUCAACUAAACAAUGUACAUGAAACAAUAAUGAAUCAUCAGUCAUACCUCUGCAUUGUUUCUUUUAGAAACAAAUGAUAAUGUUGCUUUAGCUACUAAUCACCUCAAGAUUUGUGUGUUUGACAAGUCAAUUUCAACAGGAAUAAUAUUUUAUCAUAUUUCUUUUCUCUCAAGCUUCCAUUGCCUGAAUAGAUGUAAACUAUCUUCUUAGUUAUGAAUAAAACAACAUCCACCACAGUGUUCUUAGUGGCCCCAUAAACUAUGUAAUAAAAGAAUUUGCAUAGUUAUACUUUUCAACAUCAGAAUUGGAACUGAUGAUUGUUGCUCAUUUUUGUAUUUCUUAAAUAAAUUCAAAAACUGUUCAAAGUUGUCCUUAAAAAACAAAGAACAUCAGGCAUAAAGAGGACAGUAUUGGGCUCGGAUCCUGAUCCCCGGUGGCAAUUAGAUGAUUUGCCUAAAGGGACUGUACUUGACACUCUGAACAUUAAGGUAGAAGCAAACUUAUAUUUUCUAUGUAAAGAUUUAGUGAAGUAAAAUGUUCUGAAUAGAGAAGUUCCUCUCCCUCUUUCUUUUGUAAUCUGAGCUUCUGUGUUCUUUGCUUUGAUAGCCGGUCCAGCCAUGUGUGCAUGUGACUGAAAAAGAGUUGGUACUUCAUAAAUUUGGGAACUGUCUGAGAGAGCUGUGUGGAGGCAAUCUCAGCCCUCUGUUUUCAGUUUUUUUCUCAGUAUUUUGAGUAGAACACCUUUUAACUGAGAAAGAUGAACACACCUGACUGUAAACUUAUUCCGUGGAACAGAAUAUACCGCUCACGCUCUCUGGUGAUUUAUUGAUGCAAUUUAUAUUCUCGAUGUAGUCCCCUUAAGUACAAAUACUAAAAUAAUUUUGUAAUAAUUUUAAAGGUGGAGUCUGCUAUUCUGGAGAAAGAUUAUUUGAACUCAACACCCAAACAAAUUCCUGGUUUGUGGCAGAAAUACUGGUUCAUGAUGUAUGUGGUACAUUAUAUUGUUACCAACUGGUUUUGGCUCAUCACUCAAAGUUGCUGAACUAAUAAGAAGUGUAUAGUGCAUGUAUAGAUAAUGCUAGUUUCAAAAUUGUAUUCCCUGAGAAAAAGGAUAUCAGAUCUGUGAAACGUGUGGAUAAAACAGAAGAAUUACACAAUGGUUGGAUAUAGUAGCUAGAAAAUAACCAUAACUAUUUGAGGAAUGAGCAGAAUAAUACCUUUAACUGUGCUGAAAGCGCCGGCUCAUAUAAGAUUUGAAACACAUUACUUUUGGUGGAUGUGCUCAGCAUGACACAUCUGUCAACCAAUUUUUACUCAAGUAAAAGUUG